This is a messenger RNA of Mytilus californianus (California mussel), 1260 nucleotides long. RefSeq lists its product as uncharacterized. The record is from RefSeq and is a predicted model, not a curated record. The transcript is spliced from 5 exons. Bases 253 to 1164 code for a protein of 303 amino acids. Lineage: Eukaryota; Metazoa; Mollusca; Bivalvia; Mytilida; Mytilidae.
GGCAGAAGAGGUUCGUCAUCACGUUCAUCGGAUAAAAGUCUUGAUUCGCCAUAUUUAGGUGGAAAAUUAAAGAUUUUACCUUCAUCAACAUGUCAUUGGAAUAUCGUUUGUCUUGAUUCACUUGGCGUUAUUUACAGUGAUACAUAUUUUCCGUCACCCUUAGAUGUUCUUAAUUUUAUUUUAGAGAAAACUGGCAAUUUUGGACCACUGACGGAAAACGAUAAAGAACAUGUAAAAAAUGUGCAGGAUAGUAUGUCUUUCAGUAUGUCUGUUCAAGAAUUACUUCAAUUAACCACUGAUAAACGUGAAAGUGUAUUGAUUCCAGUGUCCAAGCAAAUAGAAAAGGACUUGGACAGUCUGUGUAGAUCAGAGUUCAGGCACAAAUUAGAUAUUUCUAAUCCAAUUCAUUUCAUCAAUGCUGUUCAAGUUAUUAUAGCAUAUCAGGAUGCCCAUUUCUUUGAUAGAAAAGGAUAUAGAAAAUCUCUUGGUGGUGUGCCAGAAGAUAUGUUUGUGGACAUGGUCAAAGAAUUUUCGAAAUUGUGUAAACUGCUUCCUCUUCCAGGUUCAGCAUUUGUUGGAAAGACAGAGAUUCAUCUUGACCAGAGAGUUCAAGUUACAGCAAAGUCAGAUAUAAUUUUAAUACCAGGUGCUUAUUCUGUUGAUAUUCUUUCCAAGACAGUCACAGGAAAAAGGAGGGAACCUGGUGUUGUGUGUGUUGUUGAGGUUAAAAACUUGAAACAUUCAAUCAAUAAGAACUAUGGUGGAAGUGAACUUGACAAAACAAGACCAUCAAGAUCAAAUAGUGAAGCUAGUGGUAGUGAAAUUUCUGUUCAUCCUGAAAAACCAAUCGUUCAGUGGAUUAAACCUGAUAUACUAGCACAACAUGGAGGAGAACUACUCCUCCUCGACCAAUAUUUUACAAAACAACUGGAAGGAACAGAUGGUCUUAGAGAGUAUCGCCCUGGGAUUAUAGUAGUUGGAACUGAAGUGACGUUCACAGUGCUAGAAAUCAAAACUGGUCAUUUGACAGAUUUAGAGAAUAAAUUGUGUCAAGGUGUUAAAGCUAUAAUAUACUACUCAAAACCAAUGGACUUCUUGCUGAAGGAAGAUCGUGACAUAUUGACAGAGGCAUUCACAAGACUUAAUAAUGGUUGGGUUGACUAAACAUUGGCAUUCUAAACAGUCACUUUUAAUUCUUUUUGGUUUUAUAUCAGCUUUUUAACGUUAAUAAUUUGGGAUUUUCAAAUAUUACCACCUCCA